AUGACAUACCGGGCUGACGCAACGCAACGAGGGGCUGUGCAUCAAGACCUGGAACAGCACAGGCACAAACCCAGCUCGUGUGGCAUAUCCCCAUCUUCUGCAAUCUUCCCCUACCUCUGCCAACACGACGUCCUCGAGGGGGAAACGGGAAACGGCACGAGUCCCGGUCUGCUGGGCCGCAUAAAGCGCUUCUUUCUCGGGGACAAGCUUGACAAGGAGAAAUUGGCUCAGCUAGGCAUGGGCGCCUUUGCGAGCUAUGGCUUCAUCUCGAACGUUACUUACUGCACCUGCCUGGGGAUAGCCUGGAUCAGCUUUGUCAGGGCCACUGGCACGUCGCCGCUUGCUGCGGGCCAAUGGCCGGCGUUCCUGGGCUUCUACGCCGGCCUGUGGACCGUCCAGAACUUCGCACGUCCGCUUCGCUUCAGCUUGGCUAUCGCCAUGGCGCCCGUCUUUGAGAGGCUCAUCUUGUGGGUGUCCAACACAACGGGGUUAUCGAAACGCUUUGCGUUCGGUCUCUACCUGCUGUGCUUCUCUUUCGUAACGGUCACAGUCACUUUCGGUACCAUCUACGUGCUGGGUGGAUUUCCUCCGACCACGGCCUGA
Molecule: messenger RNA, 603 nt
Organism: Volvox carteri f. nagariensis
Lineage: Eukaryota; Viridiplantae; Chlorophyta; Chlorophyceae; Chlamydomonadales; Volvocaceae
Exons: 4
Coding region: 1-603 (200 amino acids)
Source: RefSeq, a predicted model, not a curated record